AUGGUGUCGGAGGAGCUAUUUGAGCUCUGCCAAUCUAUCUUCCAAAACAAGGGCCUUGAUGAGGAGGAGCAGACAGAACAGAUCGAAGAGUUGCUGCGCCAAAAUACUACAUUAUCCGGCCCAUCGUUAGAAAAUGCAGUCCUGGAUGUCUUAUGGCGCCAGCGCAACGAGGCCAGGCCAGAUGCAUCGCCUCCUCCGAGUAGGCAUACAGUCAUCCGCCGUUCAUCGCCCGCGCCCUGGCAGGUUGCACGAUCAUCGACUCCGAUAUCUUCGCCAUCGAUGACAGGCACUAGCCCAGCUGCACCCUCGAGCUUUCACCUCGCCAGAGUUGGGCUCUCGCGAGGGCCGCGCUCAUCGACUGUGUCCCCUUUCACUUCCCCGCGACCCUCUCCUCGACUGGCUUUCGCACAGCCAAUCCCUCACUCUCCGAAUCUGAACGCGUACGAGUUCUCCGAUCAAAGCCCUACGUCUGAAUUAUACGGUGAUUUUGGCAGCGAAAGUAACGUGGAUUGGUUGGUGGCAGAUGACGCUACAAGCGUUACCUCUUCUCUGGGAGGACUCAGUGCAUCGGCACCUGAAUUCAUACCAGACAUGAGUCCGCAUGAUAUCCUGAGGUCAGUUUUAGGAGAUCAAAAGACCAACGAAGAGAUCGAAGCCGCCUUAGAAACACAUAAUUAUGACCUCGGCGCAACCAUCGCUGCGCUUUCGCAAGACUCCAAGGAGGAUAGUCAAGGAUUGGAUGAACGCCGGGUUCUCAUUGGAAAGUCCAUGGUAAUGGAACAAGCACGACCGUCUACUCCGCCUAGCCAUACGCGCGCGCCUCCUUGCAAAUACUGGCUAUCCACCGGAUCGUGCCUGCGGGCAGAUUGUAGUUAUAGCCAUGAUCUAACGGGGCAUAUCUGCAAAUACUGGAUGAUGGGCAACUGUCUUGCUGGUGAUGGGUGCCCCUUUUCACAUGAUCCCACUGCCCUGAUAGGCGGUAUGAGUAUUACUGAUGGGCCCAAUCAACAAGCCGCAAGCCCUCAACCGACUUUUCAAUUGGAAAACACCCGUGAAGCUUUUCCCGCAUUGCAGUCAGGUGGAGGCAUUGCGGAACAAUGGCCAAAUUUGUACCCAAGGAGACACGGGAAUCACGUCCUGAUUACUGAUCCCAAUGGCAGCUCAUCACCCUUUGUAGGUGGACGGAGAAAUAACGGCAUAAGUUCCAGCCGUCCUCACUCCCGACCGACAAGCCGCCAUCAACAACGUGAUAUGAACCCAUCACCGUUGUCAGUUGACGACCCCGAAGCCUUCCCCACGCUUUCAGCAGUAUCAGCCAAAACCCCUGGCAAAAAACAUCACGGCAAAAGAGGCGGGCAUAACAACAACAAGGAAAUUGGCCCGAGCUCGCUAGCAGACGUGGUUCGCAUGUCGCCUUCACCUGGACCUGGCAAAGCAAAGUCAUCCAAGCCUGCUAAAGAAAGCGUGAAGGCACGAGAACUUAGUGCUGCAGCCUUAGCUAUUCCGGCACCCAAGAAUAUUCCCUGGCUCGAGACUGGUGCUAGGGCUAAUCAACAGUAUAUCAAAUACCGCACGGAUGCUAUCCGCCAUGGCACCGUGCGUAACAAAUUUCUGCAAAGUGCUGCACAAGCGUGGAAUCGAAACGACUCUAGAGCGGCGAAGGCUUUAUCACUCCGAGGCCAAGCAGAAAACGAGGCCAUGCGCAAAUGCCACAGGGAGGCUGCUCGAUACCUAUACGACGAACGUAACCAGCAUCUUGUGAACAAUGGUCUCCAAGACGAUCUUGAAGAAUUGUAUGUCGAUCUCCACGGUCUUCAUCCCGAAGAAGCAGUUGAUUACCUCGAGAAAAUACUUGUGAAGCAUUCGCAUGAAGACCGCACCUUAUACGCUAUUACCGGCACCGGACAUCACUCUAAGAAUGGAAAAGAUAAGGUUGGGAAGGCCGUCAAACUGUGGCUGAACGAGUGGAAAUAUGUGUUCCGCGAAUUUAGUGUUCCUGGGGAACGUGGAGGAUACGUGGGCGGAGUGCUUGGAAUUGACCCAACGAGUUAUGAUAGGACUUUACUCAGAAAAAAGGGCGCAAGUGCUAGCCAAGAUGAGGAAGGUACCCGUUCAGCUCCGACAGGAAAAAUCCAACUACUCAAACGUGAGGACAUUGCUGUGGAACAGUGA
This is a messenger RNA of Talaromyces proteolyticus, 2172 nucleotides long. Its product is annotated as CCCH zinc finger and SMR domain protein. The transcript has 3 exons. The record is from RefSeq and is a predicted model, not a curated record. Gene Ontology annotation, molecular function: RNA binding; metal ion binding. Bases 1 to 2172 code for a protein of 723 amino acids. Gene Ontology annotation, biological process: negative regulation of DNA-templated transcription. Lineage: Eukaryota; Fungi; Ascomycota; Eurotiomycetes; Eurotiales; Trichocomaceae. Gene Ontology annotation, cellular component: nucleus.